Messenger RNA from Caenorhabditis elegans, 736 nucleotides. RefSeq names its product Mitochondrial import receptor subunit TOM20 homolog (gene tomm-20). NCBI's taxonomy places the organism in Eukaryota, Metazoa, Nematoda, Chromadorea, Rhabditida, Rhabditidae. The transcript is spliced from 3 exons. The record is from RefSeq and is marked reviewed. Gene Ontology annotation, cellular component: mitochondrial outer membrane translocase complex; mitochondrial outer membrane. The coding region runs from base 3 to 569 and encodes 188 amino acids. Gene Ontology annotation, biological process: intracellular protein transport; protein import into mitochondrial matrix; protein targeting.
GAAUGUCGGACACAAUUCUUGGUUUCAACAAAUCAAACGUCGUUUUGGCUGCUGGAAUUGCUGGAGCCGCUUUCCUCGGCUACUGCAUUUACUUCGAUCAUAAGAGAAUCAACGCUCCAGACUACAAGGACAAGAUUAGGCAAAAGAGACGUGCCCAGGCUGGAGCAGGAGGAAUGGCUCCACGUCGUCCAGCUGCAGCAGGCAAUGAUGCUGCUCCAGAUGUCACCGAUCCAUCCCAAAUGCAAAGGUUCUUCUUGCAAGAGGUUCAACUCGGAGAAGAACUCAUGGCAGCCGGAAAUGUUGAUGAAGGUGCCGUGCACAUUGCCAACGCAGUCAUGCUCUGCGGUGAAUCUCAACAACUCCUGUCUAUCUUCCAACAAACAUUGUCGGAAGAUCAGUUCCGUGCUGUUGUUCAACAAUUGCCGUCGACUCGCGAACGUCUUGCGGAAAUGUUCGGAGCGAAAGCAGAUGAGGCAGAAAACGAGCCACCAAUGGUUCAAUACCUCGGAGACGGACCUCCACCAGCACAAAUCCAAGAGCUUAUCGAUGACACCGACGACUUGGAGUAAUGGAUAAUGAUUUAAAAGUUUUAUUAACUUUCAAUUUAAUUCUUCGUAUUUUUCGUUCACCAACCCUGUUUAGUUUAGGUGUUUUCCUCCUCACGGAUCCUCAUUGUCUGUUGCUCUUAUUCGUUUCCUCAUUGAUUUUUUAUUUCUAUAAUAAAUGCAUUGCUCAU